UGAGGAAGGGUACUACAAUUUCCACUUGACCACAUGCUUUGACAGUGGAGGGAGAUGCCUGGUAAUUACAAGAAAGUGUCGCUGAGUCGAGGUUUGCAAGCUUCGGAAUAAACGCUGCGUCGAUGCCCUCGUUCGAUAGGUCGAAGAAACUGAAGAGUGUUGCGAUGGUGGGACCGAUCGAGUUCGUGAAGAAAACACCAUGCUACAAAGUCGCGGGCUUUAAAGUGAAGGUGAACAAAGAUUUGGAGUUGUCGACACCCUUCGUACCGAUGGGCACUGCGAAUGACGCGCUGACGGACAUUCUUAGGACACACAAGCACGGGGAGUCUAGGCAAGGAACACUGCAAUCCGCUCUCACUGCUGGAAUGCGAAUUGUUGAAUGUGGCACAAGGGGGAAGAAAGUCUCACAAUCUGGGAAGGUCAGCGCCAGUGAAAAAUUUCAUGUUCCCGAAGGCCCGGGCACAAAUGGUGGUGCUCAAGAUGGGUGUUCACGUCGAAGGGAGAAAAACAAGAAAGCAUCCAAAACUGAUGAGACGUCAUCUUUGUCUGGUUCUCAGUCGCGACUUCCCGCCGCAGCUUCGUCAUGUGACAAUGACGGCAACGAUGAAGAGAAAACAGAAAGUGACAACCGCGAUGUGCAGUCGUCUGGCAACCGUUCUCCUAAAAGGAUUGGCAGGGAUGAUGAUGAUGACAAACAGUCAGCUGAGAAGGGUGAGGGGGAAGGCAGUUCGAGCGAUGAUGAUAGGGAGGAGAGUGAAGAUGAUGGGGAGCAGGGUAAGGACGAAAGUGAGGAGCGCGAGGGAGAAGGGGGGAAGGGCGAGUAUGAAGACAACACACGGACCGAUGAUGGAUUCUCUGCAAGAUGGCAUGUUAAUAAAGACAAGGGUAAGGAGAGCGAAGGGGAUGGCAGCAGUGGGGACAAAGAAGAGGACGGCGUCGGAAUCGGCACACAACCAUCAUCAAACUCUCGCAAAAGAAAAAUGGAGGCAGGAAGAUACGAUGGAGCAGAGCAGAGUCGGACAAAGUUGCUUAGCCUAGGCGCAUCUCACAAUGCAUUCGUGCAACACUUAGAAAGGGAAUGCGAGAAAUCUGCAAAAGACAAGCGGGAGUGGGAACGACACACCAAGAAGGGGAAGAAGACAGUUAGGGUCGAAGGAACAAAAGAGGUCGCUGACUCUGGUGAUGAAGGAGUUGGGGUUGAUCCGAGAGACGACACCGUGAAAGCCGGAAAGUUACCGUUGCCAACCUUCGACACCACAACAUGUUUCUUCCUCCAAUACGACGAUGAUGGAAAUGCAGUGGAACGACCUCAAGAGAUAUACGUCGACUGCAUGAGAGUUUUGCCCUGCCCUGUCGGUGGGCGUGUGCAGUACAUUCACAGACCGUUGAAUGACAUGUUGGUCGUUUCUAUCAUCAGAGUGAUGGAGCUGCCAGAGAAGAAAGGAGAGUGGGACAGGGCCACAUGGAUAUUGGCCCCUGUAGAGGAGGUGAAUGUUGAUGGUGAAAAGCAGUGGGCGCGGGUGAGACCUGAGCGUUUCCGCGCGGAUCACGUACACACAUACCAUUGGUAUGCGAUCGGUGGACAGCACACGGCAGAGGCUUGUUGUAGACUGGUUGCAGCCAAUUCGCCCGCUGCACAAAAAUGGGGUGUGCAUUCAUGGCAUGCUCGUGCUGUCUAUUUCGACGACGACCAUCUGGAUGGCUAUGCUCAUAUUUCGACUUUCGAUAAUACAAGGGAGACACGAGCUAUCCCGGAUUCAUUCCGAGUGUCGGUGAAGAAUAUAAGAGACUUGUGGAGUGAUAUGGGGAUGCCUUCAGGCGAUUGGCAAUACGYAYCGCYGGAAGCAGAUAAAGAAACYAUGAGGGAGAACUAUCARAAGUUCAURCGCARAGCGGUCCGACUAACUGCCGACGCAGAGCUUCGGAGUCAAACACUGAAGMYGACGUACAAWACGAACUGGACAAACUUAGUGAGAUCACAUCUGACAUUGGCAACAGUUGGAAACAAAGUAUGGGGACUSCUAAACCGAUUCUUUGACUCGUGGGAGGCAGGACUGUUGCCCGACAAGACAGGCGUGCCUCCAGUGGAUCAGCAAGGAAAACAAGUCGCGAUAGCAGGUCCAGGUCCAUGUGCGCUUACAGUAAAAGGCAAGAAGGAGCUUGUGCACUACGUUCAAUCGAACAAAUCGCCUAAUGGGUAUUACGUCUGCAUUAGAGAUCCUCCGCAAARUGCAUGGAAGGUGWUUGGCGACUUGACUGYYARGGAAAAGGAGAUKGUGUUAGAUAAGAUAUUGGAYYGCCAGGUGGUUGUCACAACGGGUCGAACGUUCAACARGAACUUGCUUAACAUGGAUGAUAUUCGGGUGGAAGUUCGGCGUGAGAAAUACAUGAUACACCUCUUCAAUUAUGUAGUUUUCAAGACGGAAGGUCGCAAKGAGGAGGAGUGGAAUGAUGCRUUCUUCKGCGGUUAUUCACAAAUAAUGAAGAGAUUUGGCCCRUUGGGACUUACAAAGGAACAAUGGKAGGAAAAUAAGAGGAAGGUGCCAGCUCACAAGGCCAAAGAUGUGCCAAAACGUCUGGGUGGCAUCGAUGAGCCAAAGGUGGGGAAAGUAGGAGGGUACAAAUUGACGCUCAUGAAAUAUACCGAGUGUCCAUAUUAUUUGAAGGAGUUUAUGCAUGAAGUGAUCGGUGUCAUUGAUCAACUAAGGAACGAGUUGCGGGGCAUAAGUGCGAAAGCGCGAUACAUAAUGUGGGAUAGAAAUAAGGAUCACACAACGUUUCUUCCCGUUUGCUUGGCACCGUACGAGGCACGGCAACCAUCAGAGGAAAUCACACGUGCUGUCAAAAAGUUGAAUUGUCGCGUUGCGGUCCUCGACAUUUGCCCACGUAAGUCCACAACGCCACAAGACUGGUCAGACGGGAGAUUUGUUGAACUUCCGGAGAUGAUGAACACGUUUUGUGGAACGGAUUGGGUCAUUAUCAUAUUCUCAACGUUGAGAUUGGAGCAAACAGUGUUGAAGAACGUGUUGCGGUGGGAUCACGUGAAAGUGGUAACAGGUCGUUGGGAGAGACAUUUCGGUAAGGACCAGUAUGUUGUUUCGACUGGUAAUCUUCCAUUGCGCCCUCAGGACUGCAUGACCGUUGUCAUGCAUGCGGCCGACAAUGACUUCAAGAAGGUCACUGUGCAGCCUCCGAACCAUGUCACCUGGUUUGAUGAUAAUAUGAAAGAGGAGUUGUUCGUGCAAUGCACGAAUGAACAUGUUGGGAUAUCAGGCGACACAAAAACCAUAUAUGGGCAGUGGGAGAGAGAGCCGAAGAGAGUGAAGGACCUGUGCAAAUGGUUUGCAAAGGAAGGCGAAGACGAGCUGGAUGCGGGUGAGCACUUCGAUGUACUUGACAGCGAGGAAGAAACGACAGAUGAUGAUAUAGAUUUGCCGAUGCCUUGUGCUCAAGAAGAGGUCCAACAUACAUUGGAGGGCAUUGAUGAUCGUCAGCCAAUGGAGUGGACAAAAACAAAUCUCGUCCCAAGUCGGGAGAGCAUUCGUGGUGGGGAAGAGAGGUUGUACUGCACAAGAAUGAAGCGGAGCGUAGCAAACGAUCUCCAGGGCCAAGAUUGUGCAGGUGAUGUGAGCAAGAACAACUGCAAUGAAGGGUUGGAGCCACAAGCGACAUCAUCGAGAGGAAAUGAGCCACCGCUCCAAUCAAAAGCCAAGGAAACUACUGUAAAAUAUCCAGGGAUACUGACUCAGCUGGACACUGUAUAUGCAAGCAUGGGUCUGUCGAAGCUCCCAAGAGACAAGCACUGUAAUCUGAACCGAGAGGAGAAUGCGCAGCCUGGCGGGAUGGACGACAACACCAUAAAGUUCACACUUCCCCAUGAAGAGGACGAAAAAUUGAUGCCGGGGGAUAAAAUUCGGGAGGAUAUGAAGGAGUUCACCGGAGGCCCGCACUUCCUGAGCCACAUUGGGACAUUGGUUGAGACAGAAGACCACCAGUGGGGCCAUCAUAUAUUAUGGCACCCGACAGUUUUCGAGCCCUGCGUGUGGAACGGGAAAUGGCACAUGGCUUUGUUCAUCGUUGAUCGCAAGGGAACAAGUUCGUAUAAAGUGCGGGAAGCCAACGACGGAUCAGAUUGCCUUGCACAACAGGCAUAUGCCGACACACUUUUCGAGAAGCUGCGCGGGGAAAACUUGCUCGAGUACAGUGCAAACUUUUACGAUCUUGAUUCCAGCGUGUCGAACUGUCAUGUCCAAUGGAAGCUCGCAAGUCGCGAACCGGGCCACGAGUUUGAAGGCGACAUACAUCUUGGUAGCAGUCAACAAUUGGCUGAAGAAGGUGGCCACGCUUCGACAAGUGGAGUGAGACUUCCACUCGCGAUCACAGUGCAGAGUGAUGACCACGCUCAGGAGAAUUUGAAGAUGGAGAUUUAUGUUGGUGACAAGGACGAAACAAUAAGAGAUACGACGCGGGCUGAAAAUCAAUCAUUGCAGCAUGCAUCGCACCAAGAAGAAUCUAUGGUGGACAAAGAGUCGGCGAAACACUUUCUAACAAUGACAUCCCCUAAGGUCUGCAGGGGAUCGGGAACACAAAUGGUCACAGAAUCAAGCUCCAUGCAAGGAACUGAGAUGACAAGAGAAGAGACCUUGCCGCAUCAGGAGGGAAGAGAAGGUUUGCCAGGGGGCAUACCUGAUUUGAUGCCUGGGCUGCAGUCUGAUAGCGACGCCCCGCGUGCUAUGCAAGGACAAGAGGAAACAUUCAAAGAAGGUGGUGAAGUUAGUAUGCAGCGGAUUAGUGAGUCGUAUCAAGAGGAAAAGCGCAAGAGGGCGGAUGAUGACGAUGUCAUUGACAUCAGGACACAAUCAGGUGAGCAGCGGGAGCAUAACAAGGACAAAGAGGGGAGACAGAAUGAGAAUGAGGAAGAGGAACACCGCCAUGAUAUACAGCAUAAGAAGAUGAAAUAAGCAAUGAGAAGUCAAGGAAAGGGGACACCACAGACAAUGUCGUGCCUAGACAUU
Messenger RNA from Chara braunii, 5015 nucleotides. The record is from the annotation of a GenBank genome assembly. NCBI's taxonomy places the organism in Eukaryota, Viridiplantae, Streptophyta, Charophyceae, Charales, Characeae.